Messenger RNA from Aplosporella prunicola CBS 121167, 767 nucleotides. RefSeq lists its product as uncharacterized. The transcript is spliced from 3 exons. The record is from RefSeq and is a predicted model, not a curated record. Bases 38 to 511 code for a protein of 157 amino acids. NCBI's taxonomy places the organism in Eukaryota, Fungi, Ascomycota, Dothideomycetes, Botryosphaeriales, Aplosporellaceae.
GAACCUAGCAUUCUCCAACACAAACAACCCAGUCACAAUGUUUUCGAGGACAGCUUUCGCCGGCGCCUUCCGCGCAGCAGUUCGCCCGUCGCGGCAACUCGCCAACCCGCUCCAGAACGCCCGCCUCACGCCUCUGCAAAUUCGCCUCCUCUCGCAGGAAACGCGCCAGGCCAUUGACAAGGCCGUCGCGUCGGCUCCAGUUGUCUUGUUCAUGAAGGGUACUCCGGAGAUGCCGCAAUGCGGGUUUUCGCGGGCGAGCAUACAGAUCCUCGGCAUGCAGGGCGUUGACCCCAGCAAGUUCACGGCAUUCAACGUGCUCGAGGAUCAGGACUUGAGGGCGGGAAUCAAGGAAUACUCCGAGUGGCCAACCAUUCCCCAGCUGUACGUCAACAAGGAGUUUGUUGGCGGCUGCGACAUCUUGAUGUCGAUGCACCAGGAUGGUUCGUUGGCGAAGAUGCUGGAGGACAACGAUGUCCUUGUGCCCGCUGAGGAGGACGCGAAGCCGGAAUAGAGGUCGGCAUCAAGGUGGCGAUGUGUAUGAGUGUCACGGUUGAUUAGAUAUCCUAUACAUAACCUCUGUACGAUUUAAGGUAAUUGAUGGGUGUUGCGGCAUGUUGAAGUGUUGAGAUUGCGUGGUUGCCGGUUUUGUGCUUCCCGGCGUCCUUCCGCCACUUCCUGAACCAUCAGUCUUAUUCUCACACUUUAACAGCACCUUUCAAUGUACACUACUUUUUCACGUACAUAAUGGCACCAAAUAUCCCGUCCCG